Molecule: messenger RNA, 715 nt
Organism: Thecamonas trahens ATCC 50062
Lineage: Eukaryota; Apusomonadida; Apusomonadidae
Exons: 2
Coding region: 31-642 (203 amino acids)
Source: RefSeq, a predicted model, not a curated record
CAACUACGUUACAUACACCAGCAGCACAUCAUGGAGAAGGUUCGGGCCCAGAUGGCCAAGUGGCGCGAGGAGGUCGAGACGGCCAACGACCGCAUCGAGGAGCUGGAGGCACAGGUCAAGUCUGUGAGCGAGGAGAAGGAGGCUGCGCUCGCCGAGGCGGAGGACGCCCGCCGCAAGCUGCAGCUUUCGCAGGACGAGGCUGAGUCGCUCGAGGCCCGCCUCGCCGAGGCUGAGGACAAGGCUGCCAAGGCUGUCGAGCGUGCCGACCAGGCCGAACAGGCCCGGUCGUCGGCUGAGAACCAGCUGGCGCUUGCCGACGAACAGGGCGGCGAUGUCGGCGAGCAGCUGGCCGCGCAGCGUGACGCUGCUCAGGCCGCCGAGGCCCACGCCGAGGACCUCGAGCGCAAGCUGCGCCGUGCCGAGGAGCAGAUCGAGGAGCUCGAGAACCAGGUCGAGGAUCUGUCCAAGGUCAAGGAUGACCACCACGAGGCCGACAUGCGCGCAGAGAACGCCGAACGCAAGAUCAAGGAUCUCGAGACCCAGCUCGAGGAGAUGGAGGAGAAGGUUGCCGAGGAGAAGGCCAACGCCGAGAAGGCCAAGAACGACCUUGCCGAGACCCUCCGCGAGCUCGGCAUCGAGUAACUCUCGUUGCCCUGCCGUGCGCAUACUGCACCCCAUGGACCCUUCCCCAUUUCCCCUCCUUGUCGAGCUUAAA